AUGUCCCCGUCGCAGCAGGGCUAUGCAGCCGAGAGUCUAGAACCGGACCUGGAGUCCCGCAGUGACCAAACUGGCGAACCUGCACUCGAAGAGUCGGAGGAAGCUGGCCGGAACAAGUAUUUGCAGAAGGCCGGCUCGAAAGAUUCGCAGUUCAUGCACCCGGAUGACAGCCACUCGGCAGUGCGGAGAAUGUUCUACAUCUUCUUCUCCCUGGCUGUGGUGAUGGCGCUGGCACUGGGGUUCACUGCGGAAACCUUCUUCUUCAUCAUGGCAGCCCCCAGGGAUGGCGGACUGAGCGUCGGAAUCGUGGGCGGAAUCUUGCUUACGCCAAUUUCCUUGCUGCUGACGGCGAUCUAUGUGGAUGAGUGCAUCGACAUGGGUCUGGAUGCCGCGGACAAGCCUUCCUUUGGGCUCUUUCGAGCAGCGGUCACUGCGUCGCUCCGUGGCAUUGGACAGGUCCACACAGAUCGUGUGGAGCGUCUCUUGGUGCUGACUCUCGAGCUGGUGCCUAUUACUGUCGCCAUCGUCGAAUUCGCAACGAGCACCCACAAGGUUUACUGGUACAAGGACGUUGGACGUGGAUACUGCCUGGGGGGCUUGAUAUGGGCACUGUGCAUCUGCUUUAGCUACAUCAUUUGCCACAUCCAUGUCGGACAUGUCCCAUGGAGAGAUGCGCUGAUGUCUGAGCUUUAUCACAACAUGGGCCCCAUAGGGCGCUUCAAGCGUGCCCAUGGCACUGAUUCUCACUCCAUGCUUUUCGACAAGCCCAACCACUGGGGUCGAGCAUGUUGCUAUGCUUGUCUGGGUCUCUGCAUCGAGAUCGGGGUGGUGUUACUCUUUCUUUUCUUUCACAGACUUUAUGCAAUUUGUAUAGGUGAGCUCUUUGCAUUAUUGCUUUGGGCGAUGGCCCUUCGAAGCUACGCACCUCGUCUGCUGGGGAAGGCUUUCUGGUUCACGCUGAUCUUCUUCAUAGCCCUAACAUCGAGCCUCCUGGUGGGAACCGUGCAAUCUGCCGUGCCGAACCCCAGCCGUUUGGAGCCGCUUGUGUGGGGACCGGUGUCUGCUGGCUUCAACCACACCCUGGACACUGGCUUGCCGUUGAGCUUCGAGACUUCAGACUUGUCACCAAGUCCAAGAUAUCCCAUCUGCCGAACGAGCUGGGGUGCCGACAAGCAGGGUUUGAAUAUCCUGGAUCUCUCCAUCCUGGCCUUUGCAAGCUCCUUUGGCUUCGAGGACGACGUGCGGGAGGGUCUGGGCGAGAUGUUGAAUGGCACCUUUCCCGAUUGGGAGCUUUUAGAGGUAGAGCACUGGAGCACUACCGGAAGAUGGAUCGUUGUUGCGAUUCCAUCUAGAAAUGUUCGUAUCAUCUCAGUGAGGGGGACCUCCAGCCUGCGCGAUGCCUAUGCAAAUUUGCAGAUCUAUUCUUCAAUUGUGGUGCUGCAGUUCAUGGGCAUUCUGACACCCGUCUUGAGCCUGAUGCCACAGGGAGUAAUUCAGAGAGUCGCGAGCGGCGGCAUCAGCAAGAGCCUUCGAAAGAGUUUCAGGGUGGACGCGGGGCUCUCGGCGGCAGCGCAUCGGCACAAGGAAGAGGCCCGAAAGGCCGGUCAGGUCCUGAUCAUGACCGGCCACAGCCUAGGAGGCGCCUUGGUUGGUGCCGUGUCCACGGAAGUGAACGUCCAGGGAGUCGGCUUCUCGCCUCCGGGCCUUCUCUUCCAGAAGUAUCAGUGGGACCUCGACGUCUCAAGGCUCACGAGGGCCUUCACGGUGAUCCAACCCACUAACGACGUGGUCCCCCAGGUCGAUCAGCAGCGCGGACUCAUCGAAUGGCUCCCGUGCAAGGAGAAUGCGCUGACCUGCCACCGGCUGACGCACACUGCAUGUCUCUUGUGGGCUCAGUGCGGCGAUUCGCGGGCCAGAGACUGGCGGGCCACGUGCUCAAAGUGGUUUGGCAUUGAGGACCUGAACAUGCCCCAGCCCAGCGAAGAUUCGCUGUAG
This is a messenger RNA of Symbiodinium sp. CCMP2456, 1995 nucleotides long. The record is from the annotation of a GenBank genome assembly. Lineage: Eukaryota; Dinophyceae; Suessiales; Symbiodiniaceae.